UGAUGUCUUUCUUCACUGCAUCUGGUGAGAUGUUGCUACGAAAACUUCAGCCUUUAUAUACCGGCCACAUUUUAGCUAUACAGAGAGAAUUAUACCGGCCUUUAUACUCAACGAGCGGUUUUGUCCCGACUUGGAGUGCCAGAAAUGGGUUUUUGUUCGGUUGGCUAGUUCCAAUGAACGUAGGCCUAUGUCACAAUACUUUAGACGGGGCGUUAAAAGUUUAUUAACCCUGUUUGAGGGUCAAGAGUGAAUGGACCCACAUCUCUUGACCAUUGGUACAUGAUUAUGGGGUAGAUGAACACCCCUUGUAAAGUUGUGAUGCGAUGAGGUCGAGUGAUAAGUUCGUGUCUUCGUGAUGCUGUACAUAUAGCAUGUUAGUAUUCAGUUGUCGGAUUCCUUUGGCCCAGUCAAAACGGUGUGAUUGUUCUUUGAGACAAUGCGCGUUAGUAGACUCCAAAAGAAUAACCAUCAAAGCUAUGUGCUUUACAAUCUGACGGACCCAUCAAACACCACGAUGGCCAAGGUAGCCCAACCCAGACCCCAGACCACACGGGUCCUGCUCUGGGCACCGCCACGCUCCCUCUCCACCGCCUUCGAGCGUUGCAUCAGUGCCUUGGGCGACCGGGUCCAGGUCUGCCACGAGCUGUACACCGCGGCCUGCCACUUGGGGCCCGAGAACCAGAUCAAGAUCCCGGUGUUAGAAUCCGUAGUCAGGGAUCCACACUACACCUAUGCCUGGGUUCAGAAAAUCAUGGAGGCUCGCGCCCCUCCCAAGAAGGAGAUUUUCUUCUGCAAGGAGCUGGCUUAUUCGGUGGAGGGAAAGUUCGAUAAGCUACCGGCCGGCUACCGGCACACUUUCCUGAUCAGACACCCAGCACGAGUUUUCCUCUCAAUGAACACCCUAGUGAAGAGAUACUUCGCCAGGACUUUUCUGGAUCUGAAACUCAGCCAGGUCCUCCCUAAGGGGUUAGUCUACAAAGAGAUGUUCGACCUCUUUGAGCACGUGACCAACGAUCUUGGCCAGGAGCCAAUCAUCAUCGACGCGGACGAUCUUUUGCAGGAUCCACUGGGCGUGCUGUGCGCCUACUGCAACGCCGUAGGCAUCCCUUUCUCCCCCUCUAUGAACAAGUGGCGGCCCAUCAAAGAGGAGAAGCGGACGUGGAUCUACUCCACCCGGCUCAUGAUCAUCAACAAGAUCAUCGGGCAGUACGACCGCGCCUUCCGGACGGCCGGCCUGGAGCGGCACGUGGAGAAGCCCAUCGACCUGAGCCGCGUCACGCCCGAGGUCUUGGAAGCAACCAAAGCAAGUAUCGGCUACUACGAGAAGAUGUACGCGCUGCGCCUGAAGACACGGACUCCAAACCCCUAUGUGCAUGUCAAACCAUCUCCAAACCCUGCUGUGCCCAACGGUGUCCCGUCAAUGAGUAACGGAUCCCCGCCACAAACCAACAACCAGUGCGUAUCGGUUCCAUUCACAAAAGUUGCACUUUACACCGUGGCGAAUGUCAUUUGAGCUUCAGUUUUCUUAUGAGAUCUACAAUUGCACCGUGUGACAAAUUUUUGUUUUCUAUUUUCAGGCAGCAAAGGUGAAAGUCGUCGGAUUUUGGAUUAUGACUGAAUAUUUUGGUGAGAUGGCGGUAUCAUGACGGACGUAGCUGAGGCGGCGCCAUAGGAAUAAGCGCAACCAGCGUGCUCGAAUGACACUGAGUGUGCACAAAAUAUUAGAAAGUGGUAGAGUGAAAGUGUGCAAUGUUCUGACUUGCAAUACGGGAUCCGGGAUGUUUAAGGGAUUUUAGCAUGUUACGCGCGCUUCCGAUUAUUUUUAAUCAACGGACCAGAAACGAGCAGCAAACCAUUGGAGAAAACCAGUACUGGAGAGAACAAUAAGGUGAACUUUAUUUCGUGGCCACCACAUAUGGCAGGGACUUGUUAAAUCUUGUGUAGAACAAAUUCUGCAUUGACGUUAAAAUGGAAACUCUGUGAUGGGUAUGCUUGCAUGAGGUUUUAACGCAAACUACAUUUUAAGACACUUCCAAAAACGUGAAGUGCCCCAGGUUGGGAAUCAAUAUCCAACGCGUGAAAAACAAUGUAAAUUAUACAUUUAAUUAAAAUGCUUCUGAAACUAAUGUGAUUUAUGCACUGACCAAAAUAAGCUGCACGAAAAUCAAAAUUUAUACUUUAGCUGAAAUUGAGUUUUUAAAGCUGCAAUAAUUUUUUUUUCAGAAUCUUAUUUAAUUUGGAAUUUGUGAUACUUCUACUGAUGUACUACCUCACGCAGAAGUAAAUCUGAAACUUAUUUAAAGUUGAAGUGCAGUACUGUAUAUUGGUAAGAGAGUAAAUGAAACGCAUUAAUAAUUGUAUGGAAGUAAGAUAUGCAAUAGUUCUAAGGCACAAGUGGUGAAGAUUAUGGUAUAAAAGAAGCAGAUAUAAUAAUAACCAUGA
Molecule: messenger RNA, 2442 nt
Organism: Patiria miniata (bat star)
Lineage: Eukaryota; Metazoa; Echinodermata; Asteroidea; Valvatida; Asterinidae
Product: branched-chain-amino-acid aminotransferase-like protein 1
Exons: 2
Coding region: 437-1513 (358 amino acids)
Source: RefSeq, a predicted model, not a curated record